Molecule: messenger RNA, 681 nt
Organism: Beta vulgaris subsp. vulgaris (sugar beet)
Lineage: Eukaryota; Viridiplantae; Streptophyta; Magnoliopsida; Caryophyllales; Amaranthaceae
Exons: 3
Coding region: 28-456 (142 amino acids)
Source: RefSeq, a predicted model, not a curated record
UUAAAAUUAGCGUCUGAUAAACGACAGAUGCAAAUUAGCGUCCGCUUUAUGAAAUUUAGCAUCCGUACUUUUAAACCGACGCUAAGUAGCGUCCGUUUACUUAAUUUACCGUCUGAAUGGCGGACGCUAAAUCAGAGGUAUAAAUUGAAGAAAUACCUCCAGUCGACCAAACUAUCAACCAGACAACCCUCACCACGCCUCUCUCUUCCUCACUCUCAUCUCACGUUUCUCUCUCUUCCUCACUCUCAUCUCACAUUUUGGUGCUCUAUCUUUCUUUCAGAUCUCACGAAAUCAGGUUAUGUGUCUACUUUGCGAAACAACGUUCGGUCUCGUGCGUGGGGAGCUGCAAUUGGCUGUAGUUAUCGUGUUGAACAUUGCUGUAUCAUGAAGAAAUGUUCAUUGCAAUGCAGAAAUGUGAGCACCUGUCGUUCAAUUGAAAGAGAAGGAACAAAAUAAAAGGGAGUGUACCACAGCUGAAAAUGUCAGCUAAGACAAAGAUGAGAAUAGGUGGCUGGCCUGGUGGUGCAGUACCUCGGCAUUGGCAGUGGCUUGGACUUGUAUUAGAUUAAAGUUGUUGUAUUAGAUUUUAGUUACAAUGUAAUUAUACUAUUAUAGUACUAAAUUUUGGUAUUAGAUUGUAAUUAUAUAUAUUUAAUUUAAAUAAAAUUCUCAUUUGUUUAA